CAUCGAAUCACAAAAGCAUUCACAAUGAGAGCUCGGAUAGUACUCUUCGGCAUUACCUUAGCCUUUCUUUUCAUCUAUGGUGCUCACUCUGUUACAAUAACUGUCACAAACAAUUGUCCAUACACUAUUUGGCCAGGAGUUCUAACAUCACCUCCGCAACCUCAGUUGUCAAACACUGGAUUUGAGCUAGCAUCCACAGCAUCCACAUCACUAGAUGUCCCAACUCCGUGGAUUGGCCGAUUCUGGGCCCGAACUGGAUGCUCCACGGAUGGGUCAGGAAGGUUCACUUGUGCUACUGCGGAUUGUGGCUCCGGUCAGGUUUCAUGCAACGGCAACGGUGCAGUCCCGCCGGCGUCUUUGGUAGAAAUAAACUCAGUAGCAAAUGGUGGACAAGAUUUCUACGAUAUCAGCCUCGUAGACGGCUUCAACUUGCCUGUAUCGUUAGCUCCACAAGGCGGGACCGGUGACUGCACGGCGCCGAGCUGUGCUGCCAACGUGAACGCAGCUUGCCCGGAAGAGCUACAAGUCAAAGGGUCUGAUGGGGGCGUGAUCAGUUGCAAGAGCGCAUGCAUAGCAUUCGGUGAGGACCAAUACUGUUGCACCGGUAAUUAUAAUACCCCAGAAACAUGCCCACCCACGAACUACUCUAUGUUCUUCAAGAGCCAGUGCCCUCAGGCCUAUAGUUAUCCUUUCGAUGAUCCUACUAGCCUCUUUUCGUGCUUCGGUGGACCUAACUACAGUAUCACGUUCUGUCCAUGAAUAAUAGAAAAAUCCUACAUGUUCCUUUCUCUACAAUAAAACGAAAACAGAAACAAAUAACUUGCGCAUCAACUAUAUAUAGGGAGGAACAAUAUAUCUGUAUCGAUAAUGAAUAAUUGAAUUAUGCUGUAUGGAAAAACUAAAUAAUGAAAACUUGUUCUCGUCCUUGUAGACGGGCAAUAAUAUUAUAUA
Molecule: messenger RNA, 951 nt
Organism: Corylus avellana
Lineage: Eukaryota; Viridiplantae; Streptophyta; Magnoliopsida; Fagales; Betulaceae
Product: thaumatin-like protein 1b
Source: RefSeq, a predicted model, not a curated record